Molecule: messenger RNA, 900 nt
Organism: Formica exsecta
Lineage: Eukaryota; Metazoa; Arthropoda; Insecta; Hymenoptera; Formicidae
Product: odorant receptor 22c-like
Exons: 5
Coding region: 16-900 (294 amino acids)
Biological process (GO): sensory perception of smell; detection of chemical stimulus involved in sensory perception of smell
Cellular component (GO): plasma membrane
Molecular function (GO): odorant binding; olfactory receptor activity
Source: RefSeq, a predicted model, not a curated record
UUAUCGAUCAUUAACAUGAUUAGAGAAGAUUGGAUGAUGUUAAAGUUAGACGCAGAAAGAGAUGCAAUGAUAAAGCGUAUGAGGACCGCUCGACUGAUUGUAAUUUGUGCAUACAUUUUGAUGAUAUUUACGUUAAUUGUGGUUACCAUUCUUCCUUUAUUUGGUUUACCGUUCAGACAUCUAACAAAUCUCACUGAUCGGAACAAACCGUUACCGCUCCAGACAUAUUAUUUCUAUGACACAGAUAAGAAUCCUCAGUUCGAGUUAACAUAUCUUACUCAAAUCGUAGGGGUGUUUCUGGCCAUGAUAAUUUAUACGUCAGUAGAUACUUUUCUUGGAUUCGUGAUUCUUCAUAUCUGCGGUCAAUUAGAAAACUUCAGACGCCGUUUAGUCAAUUUGAUCGUCGGCAAAGAGUUUAACAAAGCUUUGAGAAACAACGUAGUGACUCAUUUACGACUUAUCAGGUAUGUCAAUAACACUGAAGAUAUAUUCACUUUAAUGAUGCUCGGAUCAAUAAUAUACAUUGGCAUUAUAUUUUGUCUAACCGGAUUUGCGUUGCUUGUUGUGAUUAAUAAUGAGAAGAUAAAUGCCGUGAAUGUCUCACAAAUAUGCUACAUGACAGCAGCUAUCAUUAUUUUUUUUAUGCAAAUGUUUUUUUAUUGCUAUGCUGGAGAGCUAAUUACAGAGCAAUGGGAAGCAGUAUACCAUGCUGUGUAUGAUCAUGAGUGGUAUAAAUGGGAGUCAAAAGAAGCGAAAAAUCUUAUUUUAUUAAUGGUACGAGUUCAGCAACCCUGCGGUAUCACAGCAGGAAAGAUUGUUCCAUUAACGAUGACUACUUUUUGCAGCCUAUUAAAAACUUCAGCUGGUUAUAUAUCGUUUUUAUCGGCAAUAAUGGAUUAA